AUGCCGCUGGUCCCUAAUACAAUGCAGUACAUCAACCUUAUUCGCGGAACAUCGCGUGAUGGAUGUCUGUCCUUUCGUAAUAGGCAUGUUGAAGUGAAUUACCUCCAUGCACAGCUUGGCUUACUCUUUGCUGCGGCAACUGUACGAAUUGUUGUUGAGGUUGAAAUUGUUGUUGCACUCGUUGCUGUGGUUGGAACUGCUGCAAUUGUUGUUGGGGUUGAAAAUGCUGCUGCACACGCUGUUGUGGUUCAAACUGCUGACGUAUCUGCUGAUGCUGCUGUACUUGCUGUGAUGGGUUAA
Messenger RNA from Strongylus vulgaris, 300 nucleotides. The record is from the annotation of a GenBank genome assembly. NCBI's taxonomy places the organism in Eukaryota, Metazoa, Nematoda, Chromadorea, Rhabditida, Strongylidae.